AUGGAGCUGCCUUCCCGAGGGCGGGCGCCGCUGGACUCGUCGCUGGACAGCUGCUCCCUGACCUCGUUGGAGUCCAGCGUUUUCUGCAGCGAGGGCGAAGGGGAGCCCCUGGCGCUCGGGGACUGCUUCACGGUCAACGUGGGCGGCAGCCGCUUCGUGCUCUCGCAGCAGGCACUGUCCUGCUUCCCGCACACGCGCCUGGGCAAGCUGGCCGUGGUGGUGGCCUCGUGCCGCCGCCGCGGGGCCCUGGCCGCCGUGCCCAGCCCCCUGGAGCUCUGCGACGAUGCUAACCCCGUGGACAACGAGUACUUCUUCGACCGCAGUUCGCAGGCAUUCCGCUACGUCUUGCACUACUACCGCACCGGCCGCCUGCACGUCAUGGAGCAGCUGUGCGCGCUCUCCUUCCUUCAGGAGAUCCAAUACUGGGGCAUCGACGAGCUCAGCAUCGACUCCUGCUGCAGGGACAGAUACUUCAGAAGGAAGGAGUUGAGUGAAACGUUAGACUUUAAGAAGGACACAGAAGACCAGGAGAGUCAACAUGAGAGCGAACAGGACUUCUCACAAGGACCUUGUCCUACUGUCCGCCAGAAGCUCUGGAACAUCCUGGAGAAACCUGGAUCUUCCACAGCUGCUCGAAUCUUUGGGGUCAUCUCCAUCAUCUUUGUGGUGGUGUCCAUCGUCAACAUGGCCCUGAUGUCAGCUGAAUUAAGCUGGCUGGACCUGCAGCUGCUGGAAAUCCUGGAGUACGUGUGUAUCAGCUGGUUCACUGGCGAGUUCAUCCUGCGCCUCCUGUGCGUGCGGGCCAGGUGCCGCUUCCUGAGGAAGGUGCCGAACAUCAUAGACCUCCUUGCCAUCUUGCCCUUCUACAUCACUCUUCUGGUAGAGAGCCUGAGUGGGAGCCAGACUACACAGGAGCUGGAAAAUGUGGGGCGCAUUGUGCAGGUCUUGAGGCUGCUCAGGGCUCUACGCAUGCUAAAGCUGGGCAGACAUUCCACAGGAUUACGCUCACUCGGGAUGACAAUCACCCAGUGUUAUGAAGAAGUCGGCCUACUGCUCCUCUUUUUGUCUGUGGGAAUUUCUAUAUUUUCAACUGUGGAAUAUUUUGCUGAGCAGAGUAUUCCUGACACAACCUUCACAAGUGUCCCUUGUGCAUGGUGGUGGGCCACAACAUCCAUGACUACUGUGGGAUACGGGGACAUUAGACCAGACACCACCACAGGCAAAAUCGUGGCCUUCAUGUGCAUAUUAUCAGGAAUCCUUGUCUUGGCCUUGCCUAUUGCUAUUAUUAACGACCGCUUCUCCGCUUGCUAUUUCACCUUAAAGCUCAAGGAAGCAGCUGUUAGACAGCGCGAAGCUCUGAAGAAGCUUACCAAGAAUAUAGCCACUGACUCAUACAUCAGUGUGAACUUGAGAGAUGUCUAUGCCCGGAGUAUCAUGGAGAUGCUUCGGUUAAAAGGCAGAGAAAGGGCAAGUACUAGGAGCAGUGGAGGAGAUGAUUUCUGGUUUUGAAGCCACUUUCAGUUUAUUUACAAAAGCUUGUGUACAACUAACUCAACUGAUAAAGCCUUGAUAUGGAUGUCUAUGUACUGUUGAAGAGUCUCUUUUGAGUAUACCACCUGUGUUAGUUUUUGCUGAUAUUUUGCUUGGUCUGCUAGAAUAGUUCACGUCCCCCAAAUCGAGUGCACAUUGUUUCGACACAGUUGAGCUGCAAAAAAUAGUC
Messenger RNA from Prionailurus viverrinus (fishing cat), 1720 nucleotides. It is a transcript of the gene KCNV1, whose product is annotated as potassium voltage-gated channel modifier subfamily V member 1. Gene Ontology annotation, biological process: potassium ion transmembrane transport; protein homooligomerization. The record is from RefSeq and is a predicted model, not a curated record. Gene Ontology annotation, molecular function: voltage-gated potassium channel activity; protein binding. Gene Ontology annotation, cellular component: membrane; voltage-gated potassium channel complex. The coding region runs from base 1 to 1509 and encodes 502 amino acids. NCBI's taxonomy places the organism in Eukaryota, Metazoa, Chordata, Mammalia, Carnivora, Felidae. The transcript is spliced from 3 exons.